Molecule: messenger RNA, 1958 nt
Organism: Suillus plorans
Lineage: Eukaryota; Fungi; Basidiomycota; Agaricomycetes; Boletales; Suillaceae
Exons: 5
Coding region: 52-1740 (562 amino acids)
Source: RefSeq, a predicted model, not a curated record
CUCCAUAAUAAUACUAGUGAUCCAAGCUGGAAAUACACCCAGUCAUUUGUGAUGGACGGAAAUUUCAAAGCCGAACAUCUGCAUCCCAUUAAGCCAUUCGAUGAAGUUUGGCUUUCUGAUGGGCUUGGAUUCAUGGUAGGAAAGGACAGGUAUAAAAUGCAUCUGGCAGAGGCUGCUGACACGGUGGAAAAAUCAAGCUGCAACAACCACCGGGCAGUAAAUCAAGCUAAUGCUGCUCGGCACAAGCUGGAGUCCACCGGUAUCGGGGGAGUUGCCUGUGCCAGACACGGUUGCUUUAAAGGCGAAAGACAAAUGAACAUGGACUACGCCCUUUGCGAGGCUUCCCGGCACAACAUGGAAGGCAUCACCAGGGCUGUCACCUUCUAUGAUAUUAAUUGUCAAUACAACAAACACUUUCGGGUUCGGGUGGAUCGAAGUCGAUUUCUAGACAUGGCACCACAACUAACCAUCAUUCCCGGAAUUGGGUUGUGGCACAUUCAUGGCCAUCAGGACAGCUGCUAUGUCCGAUAUGCUUCUAACUUUAUUGAAGGCAUUGGUCGGAUCGAUGGAGAGAUCAUGGAGACGCUAUGGGCACGGCUCAAUCUGAUUUCCCCUGCUGCUCGGGGAAUGAAUGGCAUCUCGGAAAGUGGAAAGGCAUUCGACAGACUCGAUGAAGCAGCACCCUCACAUUUGAAGACAGAAUGGUUAGCCAGGGAGAGGAUAGCUCAGUCAAGCAGAUUGAAUGAUCCUGCGGCGAUGGAUGAAUAUGAGAUCAAUAUAAAAAAGGCACCAAGCAAAAAGGAGAUCGAGCUUAGAUUAUUAGAGGAGGGUAACGCCCGCAAUGCAGCACCCUCUCGCAGAUCUGUGGCGACGUGGAUAUCAACAGGGUUAGCAAUUGAAGAGGCUCAGAUUGCAUUGCUCAUCGAGGUCCGAAGGAUCGGAAGAAGAUCCACUGAGACACAGAGAUUAGACAUUGCCCGUCAACGCGAUCGGCUCCAAGGCCAGAUAGAUGGAUUUGCUCGGUCUGCUCUAACACAUCUCGGGGAGGGAUUUGAUGCAGAUGAUGAACCUGAGGACUUGAACGUAGACAUUCUAGAUGAUCUCGAUGAUGACCCGGCGGAUUUCACAGAGACAUCUCAUACAUGGACAAACUCUCCCGAGCUCACUGUAAUCCCGUUGCCAUCAAACCUGGGUGUUGAUAGAUGCAGACGAUGCAUGGCAGAGGAUCUGAUUCCCCUGGAGAUGUCUCUUCGUGAAGGGCAGGCCAAUGAUGCCCUUCACAAUCUCCGCAUUUACCUUUGCAACAAGGCCAUCCUGUUCCGAACAACCGUUUGGCAGGCCAAAUCCCAGGCCCUGAAAACUCGAGCUUGGUCCCAGGUGACGUCGGUGCAGCAGGCAGUCUCCCUCCAUGCCAGCAUAUAUACAAAGACCAGGAAGCAAAUGAUGAAACUUGAGCCGGGGCAAGACCAGCUUCAGAAAUACAAACCCCUGCUUCGCGAGCAACUCAAAAUCAGCACUGCAGUGGGCGACCCAAAUGCCCGAGGUCAACGAAAUGAAUCUUUGGCUUGGUUUUGGUCUGUUGAAGUCGACCUCAGGGGUCCUGAUCAAUCGUGGAAUGAGGAAUGUGAGUUCCUGCUUGCAUGUCAUAUCCCAUGGUUACCUGACUGGACCCAUGCCAAGUUUACCGAGUCCAUUGGCUGCGGGCAAAGGCACUACGAGAUCGAUGGAGGGAAGAAAUGAUAUUGGUCAAAUUGGAGAUGGAUUGGACAUGUAAGUUCUUUUUGUGGAAAGCAACCCAAUGGGGCGACCACAUGCAGGAAUCAUUGGAGAAACGCCUUCCGGGUCACGGAUGCUAUGCCGGAAGGCAAUCACGAAUGUAUUCAUUGCUCGCACAGGAUGCGCAGGCAGCUUUUCAAGACCUACAAAACGUGUUGAUAGAGGCUGGAGAUGAAUGAACA